Molecule: messenger RNA, 1325 nt
Organism: Gastrolobium bilobum
Lineage: Eukaryota; Viridiplantae; Streptophyta; Magnoliopsida; Fabales; Fabaceae
Product: perakine reductase-like
Exons: 7
Coding region: 88-1107 (339 amino acids)
Cellular component (GO): cytoplasm
Source: RefSeq, a predicted model, not a curated record
AUUUUAAGUGCUUCUCUGUAAGGUAUUGAAUUGACACUUGAUGAUCUCAUGUUCAUUCAGUAACAGCAAAGCUCUUGAGCGUAGAAAAUGGUGCAUGUCCCAAGAGUUAAACUGGGUAAUCAAGGCUUAGAGGUUUCUAGAUUGGGCUUUGGAUGUGGAGGUUUAUCUGGAUAUUAUAAUGCUCCACUCUCGCAUGAAGCUGGAUGUUCGAUUAUUAAGGAAGCAUUCAAUAAGGGUAUUACAUUUUUUGAUACAUCAGAUUUUUAUGGACGUAAUCAUGAUAAUGAGUUCAUGGUUGGUAAGGCUUUAAAAGAACUUCCUCGUGAAAAAGUUCAGUUGGCUACAAAAUUUGGUAUUUUUAAAUCUGAGGAAACACCUUUUGGGGUCAAAGGUACCCCUGAAUAUGUGAGGGAGUGCUGUGAAGCUAGUCUUAAGCGGCUAGAUGUGAGUUAUAUUGAUUUGUAUUAUCAACAUCGAGUUGACACCACAGUGCCAAUUGAAGACACUGUGGGGGAACUCAAAAAGCUGGUAGAAGAGGGAAAGAUUAAAUAUAUUGGAUUGUCAGAGGCUAAUGCUGACACUAUAAAGAGAGCACAUGCUGUUCAUCCUAUUACUGCUUUGCAAAUGGAGUAUUCUUUAUGGACCCGUGAGAUAGAAGAGGAGAUAAUUCCUCUAUGCAGAGAACUUGGGAUUGGAAUAGUAGCAUACAGCCCUCUUGGUCGUGGCUUUUUUGCAGGGAAGGCAGUGGCAGAAACUCUGCCUAGUGAGAGUUUUUUGGCUCAGUUUCCCAGGUUCAGUGGAGAAAAUUUGGAAAGAAACAAGAUUUUUUAUAAACGACUUGAUGUCUUGGCUUCUAACCAUGCAUGCAUUCCUGCUCAAUUAGCCUUAGCAUGGCUUCUCCAUCAGGGAAAUGACAUAAUCCCUAUCCCAGGGACUACUAAGGUUAGGAACCUUGAAAACAAUAUUGGCUCUCUCGCUGUCGAGCUUACAGAUGAGGAGUUGAAGGAAAUUUCUGAUGCAGUUCCUGUUAAUGAAGUUGCGGGGACAAGAGAAACUGGUAUUGCUUCCAAAUACUCUUGGAAGUUUGCAACUACCCCAUCAAAGUAAUUUUCUGUGUUUUGUUGACAAUUGGUGAAAUAAAGAAUUUGUAUAAUGAAGAAUUAGAGAAUUUGUAUUGGGAAGAAUCAUGUAAGUCUGUUAUUAAAUUAGUAUUGUGUUUGUAUUGAAACAUAUGCUUUCCUCAACAAAAUAGCCUCUGGAAUUCGAUCCAGGAUAAUGCAUGUAAAGUGAAAAGAAUACUUUUUCCAAAUGAAAUUUUCUUUGCU